AUGACAUUCGAAAUUUACAACAAACAUGUCGAUGUUUAACAAAUUUGAUUAUUAUAAUGCUUUGCCUUUCUGGCAAAAUGGACCGGUUCCAGGAGCCAUUUACAAUUUUCCAGGGGCUUCAUCGACUUAUGGAAAUGGUGGCAAACAACAUACAUUAUCUCCUAGUGUGACUGGUACAUCAGUUCUUGGAAUUCAUUUUAAGGAUGGUGUCAUCAUUGCUGCUGAUGUCCUAGGUUCUUAUGGAUCAUUAGCCAAGUAUAGGAACUGUGAGCGUGUUAUAAAAAUCAAUAACAAUAUUAUUCUUGGAGCUGGUGGUGAUUAUGCAGACUAUCAAUAUCUUAAAAGUAUAAUUGAACAAAAAAUCCUUGAUGAACAAUGUUUUGAUGAUGGUUUUACUUUGAAACCUAGAUCUCUCCAUUGUUGGUUAACUAGAGUUAUGUACAAUAGAAGGUCAAGCUUUGAUCCUUUAUGGAACAAUUUUAUUAUUGGUGGUAUUGAAAAUGAUCAGCUAUUUUUAGGAACAGUAGAUAAAUUAGGAACUGCAUACACUGAUCCUGUCAUUGCCACAGGAUAUGGUGCAUAUAUGGCAACUCCUAUUCUAGCAAAGGCCUAUGAGGAGAACAAACAAAUGUCAGAAAAAGAAGCUACAGAUCUUAUUUAUCAAGCUAUGCAAGUUCUUUUUUACAGAGAUGCAAGGUCUUUCCCUAAGUACCAUCUUGGAAUAAUUACAAAGGAUAAAGGAGUUGAAAUCAGAGGUCCAAUCACUGUUGAUUCCAACUGGGAAGUGGCAAGAAGAAGUUAUUCAGGCUAAUUUAAUUUCUUUGUACUGUUAAACAAACUUUAACACUUUUUUCUUAAAUAAAUUUGAAAUAUCUUAUUUG
Phymastichus coffea is the source of this 881-nucleotide messenger RNA. It is a transcript of the gene Prosbeta7, whose product is annotated as proteasome subunit beta type-4. The record is from RefSeq and is a predicted model, not a curated record. The transcript has 5 exons. Gene Ontology annotation, cellular component: proteasome core complex. The coding region runs from base 26 to 811 and encodes 261 amino acids. NCBI's taxonomy places the organism in Eukaryota, Metazoa, Arthropoda, Insecta, Hymenoptera, Eulophidae.